AUGUUAUUUAAUAGUUCAGUCACAAAUAACCAUAAUCCAAAUAAAGAUAUAGAAUUACAAGGACCAAUUAAUGAUGGUAUAUCUUGUUUAAAGUUUUCACCCAAAACAAGUAAUUUAAUUGUAGCAGGUUCAUGGGAUCAAAAGAUUAGAUGCUGGGAAGUUAACACACCAUCAUUAUCAUCACAACCAAGAGCAAUGAUCAGCCACGAAGCAGCAAUUUUAUGUACUGACUGGAAUGGUGAUGGCACACAAGUAUUUACAGGUGGUGUUGAUAAUAAAGUUAAACUUUGGAAUUUACAAACUAAUCAAAUGGUUCAAGUCGCACAACAUAAUGCACCAGUUAAAGAUUGUUUUUGGAUUGAGGAAAGUAAAGUUUUGGUUACAGGUGGUUGGGACAAAUCAAUUAAAUAUUGGGAUACCAGACAGUCAACCCCUGUUCUUUCAUUGGAUCUCUCAGAAAGAGUUUAUGCUAUGGAUUGCCUUUAUCCAUUAUUAGUAGUUGCAACAGCAGAUCGUAAAAUCUACGUAUACAAUCUCCAAAACCCAAGUGUUCCAUAUAAAACAAUGGAGUCAUUAUUAAAAUAUCAAACUCGUAGUAUUGCAUGUUUUGGUGAAAAGAAUGGUUUUGCUUUAGGCUCUAUUGAGGGUCGUGUUGCAAUUCAAUCAUUUGAGGAAAAGCCAGAAUUAUCAUUUACAUUCAAGUGUCAUAGAGAAAAUGAUACAUUAGCAUACGCAGUUAACUCAAUUUCAUUUGCAUUACCAUAUGGUACUUUUGCAACAGCAGGUUCAGAUGGUGGUUUCAGUUUUUGGGAUAAAGAAUCUAAAUUUAGACUUAAACAAUUUACCAAAGUACCACAACCAAUUACAUGCACAGCUUUCAAUUCCGAUGCAAGCUUAUAUGCUUAUGCAUCAUCAUACGAUUGGUCUAAAGGUAGUCAAGGUUUUGAUCCAAAUAGUCAAAGUUAUGUUUUCGUUCACCCAGUUGGUGAUGAAGCUAAAAAAGGUAAUAGAACAGCAAAAAAAAGAUAA
This is a messenger RNA of Dictyostelium purpureum, 1029 nucleotides long. RefSeq lists its product as uncharacterized. The coding region runs from base 1 to 1029 and encodes 342 amino acids. The transcript has 4 exons. Gene Ontology annotation, cellular component: nuclear pore. NCBI's taxonomy places the organism in Eukaryota, Evosea, Eumycetozoa, Dictyosteliales, Dictyosteliaceae. Gene Ontology annotation, biological process: RNA export from nucleus; transcription-dependent tethering of RNA polymerase II gene DNA at nuclear periphery. Gene Ontology annotation, molecular function: ubiquitin binding; RNA binding. The record is from RefSeq and is a predicted model, not a curated record.